Molecule: messenger RNA, 1938 nt
Organism: Raphanus sativus (radish)
Lineage: Eukaryota; Viridiplantae; Streptophyta; Magnoliopsida; Brassicales; Brassicaceae
Product: zinc finger CCCH domain-containing protein 12
Exons: 2
Coding region: 501-1667 (388 amino acids)
Molecular function (GO): metal ion binding; mRNA binding
Source: RefSeq, a predicted model, not a curated record
UUUUUUGUAACAUGACACUAACUUUUUUGUUGUAAAAAAAUACAUUAAUUAAGACACAUGAGGGGUAACUUGUUGCUCAGCUUUGGUUAAAUUAUUGUCCGAAUAAAGACCUCAUCCAAUGUCCCACACACACGUUUGAAUUGAUUUGUUUUUUGUUUUUCUCAGCGAAAAUGAUUUCUGGAAAUACCUUCUGCUAAUCUCUUUCAAAUCUGGACGACGAUUGUGUUUAGUGGCUUUAGUUACUAACCUAUGCCACUUCUUCUUCACUCAUCUCUGUUAUCUCUUCAUCUUCAUUUUCCAGUUUUAUCGCUUUUCAUUUUAAUAUCUUUCUUUCUUUCUUUCUUUCUUGGGUUUCUCCAAUUUUGUCGGAACUUGAUGCUUUCGAGAUGCCCAUCUCUUGAAACCGCGAAAUUUCUCGUCUUUCCCGUAAUUUACCUGGUGGAAUUCACAAAUUGAUUGGGGCAAAAAUUAGGGUUAGAGCUUCUUACGAUUCCAAAACGAUGAGUCACCGGCGUGAAUCCAGCGGAGAUGUAGUCCACGUGAUACCCACAAACAACCCUCCCCCGGAGAAUUGGUUCCCGAAUCUCGGCGACACCUCCGUCUGGGCCACGGAAGAUGACUACAACCGCGGCUGGGCGGUGAAUCCCGAUAACUCCUCCUCCGGCGGCGACAAUGGUCCUCCGAACAAGAAAACGCGAGGCUCUCCGUCGUCCUCCUCCUCCUCCGCCGCCGCAGCCGCAGCAGCAGCGGCGAGCAACCGUACCAAAGCGAUCGGGAAAAUGUUCUUCAAGACGAAGCUGUGCUGCAAGUUCCGAGCCGGGACGUGUCCGUACGUUACUAACUGCAACUUCGCUCACACCGUGGAGGAGCUCCGUCGUCCGCCGCCGAACUGGCAGGAGAUCGUGGCGGCUGCUCACGAGGAGGAGAGAUCGGGUUCGGGGACUCCUACUCCUACUACUACUACUACUACUACUACUGCGGUUGAGCCGAGGGAAGAGUAUCAGAUCCCGUCUUUGGUGUCGUCGACGGCGGAGGAGGGUGGGAGAUCUUUUAAAGGAAGACAUUGUAAGAAGUUCUACACUGAAGAAGGGUGUCCUUAUGGAGAGAGCUGCACGUUUCUGCACGAUGAGGCUUCGAGGAAUAGAGAAAGCGUUGCGAUUAGUUUAGGCCCUGGCGGUUACGGUGGUGGUGGUGGUGCUGGUGGUAAUAGCAACGUAGUGGUGCUUGGUGGUGGUGGUGGUGGUGGUGGUGGAAGUGGGAUUGAUAUUUUGAAGCCUUCUAAUUGGAAGACAAGGAUUUGCAAUAAAUGGGAGAUUACUGGGUAUUGUCCGUUUGGUGCUAAGUGUCAUUUUGCUCAUGGAGCUGCAGAGUUGCAUAGAUUUGGUGGAGGGCUAGUAGAAGGAGAAGGCAAAGACGGAGGAGUAUCGUCCAAUCCAGAUAUAAAGCAAACCGGACCAAACCCGAAAGGACAUUCAGACACAACGACGACACUUUUAUCUCCGGGAGUCGUUUCCCAUCAUGCAGACGCUAGUUACCACAGUGGAGUGGCAUUGCAAAGAGCGUCUAGUGCGGUGACGCAGAAGCCUGGGAUCAGAACUCAUCAGAAAUGGAAAGGACCAGCGAAAAUCAGUCGGAUAUAUGGUGACUGGAUUGACGAUGUUGAAUGAGAAAGGUGUCUCCUUUUUUUUCUUCUCCAGAUCAGAUCGGCUAGAUAACUGGUACCGAAUAUUACAGUCUCUUUUCCUCGCUUUUCUAAAGAAAAAAAAAAAUGAAAGUUGGGGUUUUAGCUUUUUCCGACUUUAAACUUUGGUGAUGAUGGUACAGUUUGUUUGUAGAGUUUGUGUAAUCUUUGUAAUGCUUGUAUCUCCCUUUGUUGUUGUUGUUGUUGUAGCUUUAUGACUUUUAUGAAGUUGAAAUGUCAUCAUGUAUGUUUGUAUC